UCUAGGGAAUGACCCCUGAUCUCCAAAUUUUCCAUCCUCUGGGCCCCUGAGCAUCUUCGUUUGUAAAACAGGGAGAAUUGUGGGGACCAAAUAGGAACUGUGUGAAAAAUCAUCUUAUCACCUGCAAACUGCUCUUUGAACACGAGGCAUUAUUACCAUUAUUAUUAUUUUGAGAUGGACUCUCUUAUCGCCCAGGCUGGAGUGCAGUGGUACGAUGAUCUUUGCUCACUGUAACCUCUGCCUUGAGGGUUCAAGCGAUUCUCCUGCCUCAGCCUCUCAAGUGGCUGGGAUUACGGGGGCCACCAUGCCCGGCUAAUUUUUGUAUUUUUUAGUAGAGACGGUUUCACCAUGUGGGCCAGGCUGGUCUCGAACUCCUGACCUCAGGCUAUCCGUCCACCUCAGGCGUGCGAUCCACCCACCUCCGGCUCCCAAAGUGCUGGGAUUACAGCCAUGAGCCACGGAGCAGGGAGGCCACAAGGCAUUAUUAACCUGACCACACCGCUGCCUCCUGUCUUCAGGGUGGAAGGCCUUGUUCUCUGAGCGUCAGUCUCUGGCUACCUUGCCACGUCCUUGACAAUGUCUGCUUUCAAAUAUCACUUUCUCCUUCUUUCUUUCCCCGUUUGAAUGCAUCUUUUGUGCUGCGGCAAGCCAAGAGAAAAUGGAAGGAUUGAUUCCCUAAGUGUGAAAGGGGGGUGGAAGUGGUGUCUUCGAAGGGGAGUCUGGGUGCCCUGCCAGAGAGGGGAAGAUGCAGUGGGGGAGAGACCUAGAACCGCGAUCAAAGCUGAACCGUGAUCAAAGCUGCUGCAGCUGCUGGGGCUGGCGGGACAAAGGCAGGAGGGAGGAGCCUGGGCUCUGAGAAAGUUCGUGGGGAAAGUUGAGCUGAGCCAAGAGUCGGGCGGUGGCUGGGGAGGGCAGGAGGGCCCAGCCCGAUUUCCCUUGCUGUUCCCCUUGUGGCCUGACGCUGACAGAGGCAAAAAUCUGCUAACUCAGGGGGCAGACUCAACCAAGACUGUGAGCAGGCCUGGGGAAUGACCCCCCGAUCUCCAACUGGCGCCUUCCACGGCUGCACGGCUGUCUACAGCUGUCUCUGCCCCUGUUCCUGGCCCUGGCUCCAUCCCUUUCUCACUUCACCCUCCCCCGUGCCACAUGGGCCCUCUGUCUCCUGCCAGGACGCUGCGGCUCUGGGGACCUCGGAGCCUGGGGGUGGCUCUGGGAGUCUUCAUGACCAUUGGCUUUGUGCUCCAGCUCUUGGGAGGGCCCUUCCACAGGAGGCUACAGCCCUUGGCCCCAUCCUUACGACCAGCCCUUCUGUCCUGCCCUCCCCGGCAGCGACUGGUGUUCCUGAAGACGCAUAAAUCCGGAAGCAGCUCUGUGCUGAGCCUGCUUCACAGCUACGGGGACCGGCACGGACUGCGCUUUGCCCUCCCCGCCCGCUACCAGUUUGGCUACCCAAGGCUCUUCCAGGCCUCGAGGGUAAAAGGCUACCGCCCCCAGGGUGGAGGCACCCAGCUCCCCUUCGACAUCCUCUGUCACCACAUGAGGUUCAACCUAAAAGAGGCAGGGUCCUGCUGCAUUGCUCAGGCUUGUCUUAAAAUUCUGGGCUCAAGCGAUCCUACACCUCAGCCUCUUGAGAAGCUAGGACUACAGGUACUUCAGGUCAUGCCUUCUGACAGCUUCUUUUUUUCCAUUGUCCGUGACCCAGCGGCUCUGGCUCGCUCUGCCUUCUCCUACUAUAAAUCCACCUCAUCAGCCUUCCGCAAGUCGCCAUCCUUGGCUGCCUUCUUGGCCAAUCCUCGAGCCUUCUACAGGCCUGGGGCCCGUGGGGACCACUAUGCUCGCAACUUACUAUGGUUUGACUUUGGCCUCCCCUUUCCCCCAGAGAUGAGGACCAAGAGUGGGAAUCUUCAUCCCCCAAGAGACCCCAAUGCCCCAGAGCUGCAGGUCCUGCCCUCUGGUGCUGGCCCUCAGGCCCAAGCCCUCAAUCCCAAUGCCCUCAUCCAUCCUGUUUCCACUGUUGCUGAUCAUGGCAGCCAGAUGUCAAGCCCUGCCUCUUUCGAUAUGGGGUCUUCAUCCUUCAUUCAGUGGGGUCUGGCCUGGCUGGACUCUGUCUUUGACCUGGUAAUGGUGGCAGAGUACUUUGAUGAGUCAUUGGUUCUGCUGGCAGACGCCCUGUGCUGGGGUCUGGAUGAUGUGGUAGGCUUCAUGCACAAUGCCCAGGCUGGACGUGAGCAGGGCCUCAGCACUGUCAGCAACAGUGGACUGACUGCAGAGGACCAGCAGCUGACAGCACGGGCCCGAGCCUGGAACAACCUGGACUGGGCUCUCUAUGUCCACUUCAACCGCAGUCUCUGGGCACGGAUAGAGAAAUACGGCCAGCGUCGGCUGCAAACAGCUGUGACUGAGCUCCGGGCUCGCCGGGAGGCCCUGGCCAAACACUGUCUGGUAGGGGGUAAGGCUUCUGACCCCAAAUACAUCACUGAUCGCCGGUUCCGCCCCUUCCAGUUUGGGUCAGCUAAGGUUUUGGGCUAUAAACUUCGGAGUGGAUUGAGCCCCCAAGACCAAGAGGAGUGUGAGCGCCUGGCUACUCCUGAGCUCCAGUACAAGGACAAGCUGGAUGCCAAGCAGUUCCCCCCAACUGUCUCACUGCCCCUCAAGACUUCAAGGCCACUCUCCCCAUAGACAUCAGACUACAGAUUUAGGUGAAAAAGCACCCAUGUUUGAAAGGCACACGGGAUGAGUUGGGGGGCAGCAAGAUGCCACUUCUGCAUCUCUCAGAAGGGAUGGGGCUUCGAUGUACUCCCAGCAGUGCUUCCCUCCUCCACUCAUUUUGCCCCUUUCUUUAUUUUAUUUUUUUGAGACAGAGCCUCGCUCUAUCCCCCAGACUUGAGUGCAGUGGCACAAUCUGGGCUCACUGCAACCUCUGCCUCCCAGGUUCAAGCGAUUCUCCUGCGUCAGCCUCCCAAGUAGCUGGGAUUACAGGUACAUGCCAACACACCCAGCUAAUUUUUAUAUUUUUAGUAUAGACAGGGUUUCAACAUGUUGGUCAGGCUGAUCUCGAACUCCUCACCUCAGGUGAUCCACAUGGCUCUGCCUCCCAAAGUGCUGAGAUUACAGGCUUGAGCCACCACACCAGCCUCCACUUCCCCUUUCCUGCCCCAAAGGCAGAUCCAUAUCACCAAAGCUCCCUAGAGGGGCAAAAGAUGGAGCGAGCCACAGAAAGUUUGGUGCAUGGUGAGUUGGAAUAAUAUGUCCAUUUCUCUACCAAAUAUUUGUUACUAGACUGUUCAUUUCAUUUUGAAAUGUUUGCUGAAUGAAUAAAUAAUCUGAAACUUC
Callithrix jacchus (white-tufted-ear marmoset) is the source of this 3333-nucleotide messenger RNA. It is a transcript of the gene GAL3ST4, whose product is annotated as galactose-3-O-sulfotransferase 4. Gene Ontology annotation, biological process: glycolipid biosynthetic process. Gene Ontology annotation, molecular function: galactosylceramide sulfotransferase activity. The record is from RefSeq and is a predicted model, not a curated record. Gene Ontology annotation, cellular component: membrane. NCBI's taxonomy places the organism in Eukaryota, Metazoa, Chordata, Mammalia, Primates, Cebidae.